Messenger RNA from Lycium ferocissimum, 2610 nucleotides. Its product is annotated as sodium/calcium exchanger NCL1-like. Gene Ontology annotation, molecular function: calcium ion binding; calcium:proton antiporter activity. The coding region runs from base 309 to 2429 and encodes 706 amino acids. NCBI's taxonomy places the organism in Eukaryota, Viridiplantae, Streptophyta, Magnoliopsida, Solanales, Solanaceae. The record is from RefSeq and is a predicted model, not a curated record. Gene Ontology annotation, cellular component: membrane. The transcript has 9 exons. Gene Ontology annotation, biological process: calcium ion transmembrane transport; intracellular calcium ion homeostasis.
AAACAAGGGAGAAUUAGAAUUCUUUCUUUAUUGAUAUCUAGCUAUUACAAAACUCUCACUAAAAGAAAAUCUUUUGUGCAGAAUUUUCACUAUUAAAAGCACCAUUGUGCGCGCAAGACCGUCCAUAUAAAAAAUACCCUAAUCUUUUGUGCAGCACUUUCACUAUUAAAAGUACCCUCUGUCAUUUUCGAAAAACUUCGUCAUUAUUGCAAAAUUUCACCUAUAAAAGUACCCAUGUCUUAAUGUGGAAUUGAUUUAUUAUAUCCCCAAAACUCGUAUAGUAGAUUUAUAACUUGUAUUUGGUACUGAUGUCAAGCCUUUCACAAUGCUUUAUCACAUUUAUUUUUCUACUUGGACAGGCGCAGGGCAGGCUUCUAACCCUAAAUUCUUCCAAUAAUAACCAAUUAUUGAAUAUCUCAGAUAGAAUUCAUCCACUUAUUAGCAAUCAAGAAUAUGCACAUUCUUCUGGCAAAAUAUGUGAGCAGGUGUAUGGUUUUUUUCCAUGUGCAAACAGCAUCAGUGGCUACAUUUUCUUGAUAGGAGCGUACCAGUACUUGAUGAUUACAGGGGAAGGACUUGUCUCAAGAGGAAGCAAGACUCUCUUCAAUAUUCUUGGCCCUGGCACUUUUGGCGCCACUAUUUUUCCAAUCUUGAAGACUUUGCCCAGGAUUGUCAUGGUCAUUGCAUCUGGAGUUUCAGUUAGUAAAGAGAAAGCUCAGAAUCAAAUCUCUUCUGGAAUUAGCACGACAGUUGGAGCCACAGUCUUCAAUCUUACUUUAAUGUGGGGAAUAUGUUUGAUAUAUGGCACUAAAGAUAUGACCAAAAAACCAGCUCUCCAACCUGCCGAAUCUUCACCUUUCAAAAGAUUGAAGGGCUUGAGUGAUAGAAGCGUUACAAUUGACAAGGAAACCCGUUACACUGCUGGAAUCAUGCUCCUUUCGUUGAUCCCAUUUGUACUAGUUCAGCCAGUCACUGCUUUCAACUCAUUCUUUGGAAGGCGUAUUCUGAUUUUCAUCACACUUGUAGUAUCACUCAUGCUUUUGCUCUCAUACUUCCUUUAUCAGAGAUUGUACCCUUGGAUGCAAAAGAGAAGUUUAGAAUACUCCAAAUAUGAGAAUUUGCUAGCAGGAUUUCUGCAUCAUGUACAGAGACAUGCAAAAGGGAAACUCAUUAAUGAAGAAGGGGAUCCUGAUAUUGAUGUCCUUAAAAGACUAUUCCAUGAGACUGAUAGAGAUGCUAACAAAUGCCUAACACUUGCUGAAUUGGAGAAUCUUAUACUUGAAAUGGAAUCAGGGAAGGUUCAGAUGGACAAAGAUUAUGCUAUUUCUAAGAUAUUGAAUUCUUUUGACCAAAACAACGAUAAAAAAAUCCAGGAGGAAGAGUUUGUUGAAGGAUGCAAAAGAUGGAUCGAAGAAGCAAAGCGGAUAGCUCAAAGUGAUGAGUCAAAUUCUAGGAAAAUUUUACGCAAGGUUGUUAAGAAAUAUACCAAGAAGCAAAAGGAUGAAAUUGCUGAAAUUGAGCGUAUAAUGGCAAGAAUUUUGAAGCAUGUUCAAACUCAAGCAUUAGAACCUGACCUUGUCAAAGAUGGAAGCCCCAAUGUUGAACGUAUUAAAGAGAUCUUCCAUCAGUAUGCUUUUGACGGGAAUAACGUCAUAACAAUACCUGAAUUAGAAAAGCUAAUAGGUUCAGUAAACUUUGGAGAAGAAAUCAAUCGUGAUGACUCUGUUAAGAAAGUGUUGAGGGACUUUGAUAGAGAUGGUAAUGACAUGAUCGACGAACAUGAAUUUAUCCAUGGGAUGACAAAAUGGCUCAAUAAAGCCAUUAAUGCCACUGAAUGCCCCGACAAAAAAAGGGCCAUUGAUGAAUAUGACGAGAUUAAGUGGAAGGAAGUUGAAAAAAUAGUUUAUGAGGAGGAAAAAGAUGGAGGAAUCAACAAUAAGUUGUUCACAUGGGCAUUUAACAAAUCUGUGCUUCAAGUUUUGCUGGGAAUUGCAAUACUGACAUUGUCUGCAAAACCUCUAAUGAUUAGUACUAAUGAUUUAUCAGAUGUUAUGGGGAUGCCUUCUUUCCUGAUCCCUUUUGUAAUGGUACCUCUUGCUCUAAAUGCAAGAAUGGCAAUUGCAGCAAUAUUUCCAGCAAGUCAGAAGAGUUCAAAAACUGCUUCUUUGACAUUCUCAGAGAUAUAUGGAGGAGUGAUCAUGGACAACAUUAUGGGCAUGGCAGCACUUUUGGCAGUAGUGUGUAUAAAGGACCUAAGAUGGAAUUAUUCAGCUGAAGUGCUAAUAGUUUUGGUGGUUUGCUCUGUAAUUGGCCUUCUUGCAUUUUUCCGCACCACAUAUCCACUUUGGACUUGUCUCGUAGCAUUUUCUCUAUAUCCUUUCUCAGUGGUGCUGUUUUACCUUCUUGAACGCGUAUUUGGUUGGGCCUAAUGAUAAUCAUAAUGGCCCAAUCAUAAUACUCUAACCCAAACCCAAACCCAUUCUCUCAGCUCACAAAGAAAAAGGAAAAUGGAUCUUUUUUCUUUUUCUUUUUUCAUUUAGACUUGUAAAAGCUUUUGAAUAAAAAAGAGGAAGUUGACAUGUUACGUCAUUUCCAUGAAUUUACCCCUCA